CGUUUGAUGAUAAGAUAAUCAACCGAACUGUUACCUGUAGAUACCAUUUCUUGGCGGUUCACCCGUUGUUAUCGAACCACCCGUGUCUUCCGGAGUUGCGUCUUGCUGAUAAGCCAUCUUUUUUCGUUCUUCGGACGCGACCACACGGUGGCUGCUAGUGGGCCCAUUAGUCGCAAUAGUGGUUCGGGGUGUCCAACAACUACAAGCCAUCGAAGAGAGUUUACCGGAUGUUUCCUACCUUCAGUGCCGCAGGUCAAAAACCGCCCGUGCGGAUUGGCAAUCUCCGACGACAAUCGCGUCGAUCAUCAUCAUCGUCAUCAUACGGCUCGGAAAUGAAAGCAAUUUAUCUGCUGUCCGUUGGAUUGAUUUAUCUCCUGGUCUCGGAGGUAGCUAGUCUCGAGGAACCAAACACGACACUGGUGCCGGUCGAAAAUUACAAAACCAAUCCGUACUGCUUCCGGUUCACGUGGCUUGGCCCGAAGUACAACAAGGAUACACCGUACAAAAACCUCAGCUGCGAGAAUGUCCUGAAGAAGGCGAAAGGCAUCCCGUGCUUUCAUCCGCUGGUCAUAACGAACAACACGAACAUUCCGGAUACGGACUACAUGUGGGAGGAGUACAAGGACAAACCAUCGCAGAUAGCCUGUCGGCUGGUCCGGGGAGAGAUAUGUGCUCGGUUCUCCUACCGUUACAACGGGGCAAUCGAGAAUAUAACCUACAUGUGCGCCAAGUUAAACGUGGACAACGAAUCGUCCACCACUAGCAACUGUUACAAGGAGGAUCGGCACGGUCGUGAGAUUGAGGUGUGCGUCUGUGAGUCGGCGGCUGGCCGAACGCCCUGCAAUCGCAGCGCAAUGAUGUUGGCCGAUAGUGCACCGAUCGUACCGAUGGCGCUGGCACUGGCCGUGAUUCAACUGGUGCUACUCAAGUGCCUGCAGCUGCGGUAACGCUGGGUGCCCAGAGCCUACUGCCCAGGAGGCACUUCUCACUCGCAGCCUGCACUGUGUUGUGCUGUAAAAACAAUGUUCCAGUAGCUGUUGAUGCCAGCUCAAAUGGUCAGACAGUUAGAACGCUAACCUACAGUGAAGUGGAUGUCUGCGAGAAAAUUCAAAAUGGCGUCAUACCGAUGAGGUACGCUAUAAGUCAAGCUCUUAUCAUUCGCCGUGCUAUCUUUGUAAGGGAGACGCCAGAGCUUGUCGAUGUUGAUUUAUUAGUGUAAGUGUAAUGCAAGGGUGUUAACAAUAAGAAAUGUAAAUUGUUCGUUAACGAUAGUGAAUACAGUGUUUAGUGUUACGUAAUUUUUUGUCGCAAAUUAAUGGCGAUAAGAAGAUUCCUUCGCC
Anopheles darlingi is the source of this 1340-nucleotide messenger RNA. RefSeq lists its product as uncharacterized. Bases 228 to 947 code for a protein of 239 amino acids. Lineage: Eukaryota; Metazoa; Arthropoda; Insecta; Diptera; Culicidae. The transcript has 4 exons. The record is from RefSeq and is a predicted model, not a curated record.